Molecule: messenger RNA, 1769 nt
Organism: Brachypodium distachyon (stiff brome)
Lineage: Eukaryota; Viridiplantae; Streptophyta; Magnoliopsida; Poales; Poaceae
Exons: 3
Coding region: 264-1298 (344 amino acids)
Source: RefSeq, a predicted model, not a curated record
UCUCCCCAGUCGUCUCGUUCGUUCCCCCUUCCGCGAGAUUUCGCCGAUUUCUCGCAGAGAGGGAGGAACCAAACCCAAAUUCCCCCACCUCUUCUUCCUCCGAGGACGAAUUCCAAUUCGCGGGGGCUUCUUCUUCUUCUUCGCUACGCUAGCUUCCUGGUGGUUUCGAAUUCCAGGGGCCGGAAUCUCUUUCUCCGUUUCGUUUGAAUUUAUUUUCUGUGGGGGCGUUCGUUCGAGCUGUUGUUCUUCGGCGGGCGGGCGAGAUGAUGCUGGUGGCGAAGGAGUUCGGCAUCUCGCCACCGGCGGCGGCGGCGGCGGCGCCUCGGCGGAGGAUGGCGAGGGUGGCGCCGUGCGGGGGGUCGUCGCCGGUGGGGGAGCUGUGGCUGCGGACGCGCGGGGGAGGAGGGGGCGCUGCGGCGGCGGAGGGGGUCGGGAGCCACGGCAGCCACGAGAGCGAGAUGGACCUGGCCAUGCUCGUCAGCGACUUCCUCGAGAACGGCGGCGGCGGAGGGGCCGGCGCCGGGGACUCGCGCGGCAGCAGCGACAGCGAGAACGGACUCUCAGACCUCGCCCACCUCGCCGAUAAGAUCUCGAUGUACAAGCAAGGUGGGGAUGAGAAAGAAAAUGAGCUGCUCUCUGUGGUCCACUCGCUGUUGUUCUCGAUCCAUGAGUCGGAGCUUCAGGCUUUCAUAAGAGGUCAAUGUACUGGCAGUUGCAUCCGUCAUUUACUUGUGAAGCUCUUGAGAUACUCUGGAUAUGAUGCAGCAGUUUGCAUAUCCAAAUGGCAGGGUUUUGACAAGAUACCUGGAGGUGAUCACGAGUACAUUGAUGUCCUAAUGAACUGUGAUAUGAUGGGUCCAGAGCGUAUGAUCAUUGAUAUCGACUUCAGGAGCCACUUUGAAAUAGCAAGAGCAGUGGAUUCGUAUGGCACUCUGUUGGACUCGCUUCCAGUGGUCUAUGUUGGUACCCUUCCCAGGCUGAAGCAGUUCCUUCAUGUGAUGGUAGAUGCUGCGAAAUGGUCCCUGAAGCAGAACUCUAUGCCCCUGCCUCCAUGGAGGUCCUUGUCUUAUCUCCAAGCGAAAUGGCACUCUAAGUAUGAGAGGAAAUACUUACACUCUGAGCAAAACUUCCAAGGCACAGCCCCAGAUCACGCGCUCUGUGUUGGGCAUCUGAAGAGGCUGAAAUCAUCCCUGCAGUCAGAACUUGAUACCGGGAGAUUGCUCAUGAUGCCGAUCAAGACUGACACGACGAGGAGGGGAAAGUUUGAGAGGCGUCGGCGUUCCCUGCUCAGUUUCUGAUACAUAUCUGAACUUCUGGACACGGAAGAAUUUUUGAAAGAACAAAAGAGUAGCGAAAGGAGAGGAUUUGUUUUACAGGCUUUUGGACAGUUUAUGGGAAUUAGAUGAUGGGACACUAACAUGGCAGGAGAGUGGAGAUAAGAUGACAUGCCAGGUUUUUUUGAAGGCAUAUAUACAAAAAAAUACACAAAUUAUUUUUUGAUUUCAUUUUUGUUUUGUUUGGCGAAAGAUGGAUGCUAGUGAUGAAACCGCUGGCAUACAAGUGUACAACUGAGCGUUGUUACAAGUUUCCCCCCUCACAUUGAGUUUUGAUCAUACAGAUGUUCUCCAAUCUUUCUUGUAUUUUGAAACCCACGACCGAUACAUGCUGUUGGUUGGUCCCCCCUUUUUGUAACCGUGGCAAUGCGUAAACUUGAGUCGAUGUGUGUUUUGAAAUGAAGAAAUAUACUACUCCUACUAUGCUUUGCUUUA